GAAAAUCUAAUAUGUCAAGAUCUAUCUUUUUGGAUAUAUAAUUAUGGAUAUAUAUUAUGGAACUUAAUUCGCUAUUGAUAGGCAUGUAUACAAACGAGUACAUGUCGUAAGCAAUAUGGCGAGAUAAAAUAAUGGAUCUGCAUGAAAAAACAGGUGUUGCUGCAAUACCCAAAUUUCUAGAUGGAAUUUCAAUAAACAAAAAUGAUCAACUUGCGCUUGUUGCAUCAAACCUAACAGGAAAAUUGUGGGAUGGUGUUGUUGCUGUAUUUAAUAAUGUCAAAUUUGCACCACAUAUUCCACACAUUGAUCAUGGCUCAUUAAAUGAAAGUGGGUGUACAUCUGUUAAAUGGAUAGACUUAAAUAAUAUAGUUACAAGUACAGAUGAUGGUACUGUUGAGGUAUGGAAAGUUAAUGACACUCCAAACCUUGAAGUUUCUAUCAUCUUUGCUGAGCAUAAUGAUGUAUGUUCUUCAGUAAGUGUUUUAAACCAAACUAAACAAUUAGUAAGUGGUAGCUGGGAUGGUAGCAUUAAAAUAUGGAACUUGGAAAAUGAACAAGCUCUCCACACUAUUUUGUAUCAUACUGAUAAAGUUUUAGAUGUUGCUUGGGAUACAAACAGUGUAAAUGUAUUUGCCUCUGCAUCAGAAGAUGGCACUGUUCAAAUACAUGAUAGUAGAAGUGAAGGAAAGCCAGAUUGCUUAUGGUUUUAUGAUCCGAUUUACCAUCCAACAUGUUUGACUUGGAAAAAUAGCAAUUGUGUCAUUGCUGGUUUCAGUAAUGGAGACAUUAACUUAUUAGAUUUGCGUUAUUCUUGUUCUUCCCCAUUAAAAAAUUUUACGGCACAUAAAAAAACAGUGAAUAAACUUGUUUAUGUUGACAAUUUGAUUAUUUCUGCAUCUGACGAUUUCUCUGUGAAGAUGUAUGAUGACUCAAAGUGUGUUUAUGAAAAUGUUAGGCAUUCUGAUUAUGUUAAAGGCUUAGCAUAUCAAGAAAGUAGCAAAUCUAUAUGGUCAUGUGGAUGGGAUGGUGUUUUGUUUGAGCAUAAAGUUUUAUUGUAAAUUUAGUUGAGUUAUUUGAAAAUCAUUAUUUUUGAA
This is a messenger RNA of Hydra vulgaris (swiftwater hydra), 1094 nucleotides long. Lineage: Eukaryota; Metazoa; Cnidaria; Hydrozoa; Anthoathecata; Hydridae. The record is from RefSeq and is a predicted model, not a curated record.